Xyrichtys novacula (pearly razorfish) is the source of this 13294-nucleotide messenger RNA. Lineage: Eukaryota; Metazoa; Chordata; Actinopteri; Labriformes; Labridae. The record is from the annotation of a GenBank genome assembly.
GGUUACCAAACCUUGGAAGAAGAAAAAAGACCCAACAAAGAUCCAACAAAGGUAAAAGUGGUUCCUCUUAAAAUGAAACUUUUAUGAACUGGAUACAUGUACAGAUGAAGAGUGGCCUUUGACCACUAGAUGGCAGUGUCAGAAAUGAAACUAUCCACUGCUGAGCUGAGCAAUUAUGUAUAGACUAUUUUUGUCCUCAGUAACUUUAAGCACGUUGAAACACAGAUUAAAAUAAACAUAAAGCUGCUUUGUUGUUGCUACAUAAAGAUUUAUUGAUUGUCUGAAUAAAUGAAUGAAUAACUGUUUAACACAAUGCAGUACAAAUACAUCUCUACACUGAUAAUCAGCAGCCAAAGUCAGGUUUCCUGUCCACCUGAUAACGAGUAAAGAACCACUGAAACGAAUGAAGUUACAGAUGUUAGAGAUCACGUUACAACCAAAAAUAUAAAACAUGAAUCCCAAUGAUCAUCGAUCAGUCGUGGUGAAGAAAGAGCUGAGCUGUAAGGCCAGACUCUCGAUUUACCGUUCGAUCUACGUGCCGAUCCUCACCUAUGGCCAUGAACUCUGGGUAAUGACCGAAAGAACAAGAUCGCGGAUACAAGCGGCCGAAAUGGGUUUCCUUCGCAGGGUGGCCGGGCUCAGCCUUAGAGAUAGGGUAAGGAGCUCGGACACUCAGGAGACGCUCAGAGUAGAACCGCUGCUCCUCUGGUUAGGACGCCUUCUGGACGCCUCCCAUUAGAGGUGUUCAGGACAUGUCCCACCGGGAGGAGACCUCGUGGCCGGCCCAGGACCAGGUGGAGGGAUUAUAUCUCUCGCAUGGCCUGGGAGCGCCAGGGAAUCCCCCCGGAGGAGCUAGUGGAAGUGGCCGGGGUGAGGGCCGUCUGGACUUCCCUCCUGAAGCUGCUGCCCCUGCGACCCGGACCCAGAUGAAGCAGAAGAAAACAACGACGAAUCCCAAUGAAAUGAGCACACAGAGGCCCUUGAUCAACUUUAUACUUCUGAAAGCAAUGUUCAAAAUUAAGACAACGCUGUUCGACAUUGAAAGGUGGGUUCGUAUUGUCUGGGUCCAUCAUUUUUCAGAUACACAGAAACUUUUAUCUGUUCAAAAAGUUACAAACUAUAAUUCCUGUCUGUGCUUACUGGAUUGUCCUGUUUAUAAUAACGCAUUGUUCUUAGGUUAUAGUCUGAUGGAUUGACAUUCUGGCAAGCUUACUGUAACAGCCUUAAGGGUUUGUGGGGAUUAAAAGACACUGAAGUUCCACCGACAAUGCACAUGUAAUACCUAUCAAACCGUCAACCUUCCAGUUGUUUAGACUGCUCUAACUCUGAAGCUUCUGCUGCCCCAGUUAAUAAUAAUAACUAAGAAUGGCUGUUUCAUGAAAAAACCCUUUCCAGAUAGAUUACAGAGUUGUCCUGGAUCAGGAUAACAUACCAGAAUAAAUAAAAGCGUCAGUGUAAACUUGGCGAAGCAGGAUUAAGAUUGGAUGGGACUUUGCCACUGCUGCUUUUGUGUCAUCCUGUUUAAUCGGAUUGAUAAAUUUCUGCUAUUGAAAAACUUGACAGUGUCAUAUGCUAUUACAGGACACAGUCUGCCCUAUUUGUACAUUUGAUAAAGUUAAAUGAUGAUUUUUUUAUUCAUUUAUUUGUUCAUGUAGCUGUGACAAAUCCCUGAUCACGAAGUAAUAUCAGGUUACAGGAAAUAUUUGCUCUUUUACAAGUUGGUCUACUUUUUUUUAUCCUUCUCUCUGCUCAGCUAAGCCUUACCAAACCUUAUUGAUUGUUUGGGUGUGUGAAGACAGCCUAGUGCAUAUGAGCCAAAGGGAGCAGGGAAUAAUAUACUUUUGCCAGUAAACUGAGUUUUUCCCAGUAUUUGCAGACUGGAAUAAAUUACGUUAAACCACCUUGACAAGCUAUGUGUUAGCUUGACUUAACUAUUCAACACCCCGAGUCAGCGCUGUGGAGCUAAAAAACCCCAAAGAAACCCAACUGUGGGUGCUCAAAUGGGUGUUGUUGGUGUUGCUUAACCUCAUUUGAAUUUUACAGAUACUGAAGUCUUGAAUUCUGCCAGCCUUCAAAGAUAUAUGCUUACUUCAUCUUGUCUGCCAAAAAUAACUCUCCCACAUACUUUCUUGGCAUUAAGUGGUGGGUUGGGUCCCAAAAGUAUGUCACGAAGCCAGUGCCAGAUAUGUGUCAAAUCAGGAACCAACAAGUAGACCUUGAAAAAAAGUCUCUGCUGCAGGUUCGUUUCAGGACAUGUUCCCAGCAACGUCGGAGUCAUUGACUUCAACUGAGUGGAGGGCAAUAACGCGCCUUAAAGUUAGUGGUUACCUGCUUUGAAAGAUCUCUGAUGUGUGAUUGUCAUCAAAAUCUGGUGGUGACUAUGGAGGUUAGACUACUUGGGCGACAGUAGCUCAGGAGGUAGAGCGAUCGUCCAAUGACUGGAAGGUUGGCGGUUUGAUUCCCCCGUAUCCCAAGUCUCUCUGUUGAGUCCUUGGGCAAGAUACUUAAUCCACCUUGCUCCCAGUGUGUGUCCUCCACUGGUGUGUGAUUGUGAGUGUUGUUGGAUGGUUGUUAAGAGAGGCCAUAGGUGUAAACUGGCAGCCACAUUUCUGUCAGUCUGCCCCAGGGCAGCUGUGACUACUGAGGUAGUUUACCACCACCAAAGUGUGAAUGAUGUAUCCAGUGUUAAGCGCUUUGAGGGUCUCUGGUAAAGCACUAUAAAAUCUGAUGCAUUAUCAUUAUUAUUAUUGAGCACCACCGUACCUUUUUUUUGUACACACAUUUGCUUAUUCUGCGUAUAAAGUCAUGCAUAUAAAUAUCUCCAAUUGUUCAACUGUAACAUUUCAAACAUGUACAUAACAGCUGUAAAUGACACUCAUAUAUAUUUACAUAUAUCUUUUUUAACCUUCAAGUUUCUUCUUCUUUGUAAUUUGUAAUUUCCCCCUGUGGGCUAACAAAGGAACAACUUAUCUCUCUUUUGUUUUCAUACCUAAGCUCUUUUCACAUGUCCUAGAUACCUUAACUGCUUUGACCCUGAAAAUUAAAACACUCAAUGACAGCUCAUAACGCUGUUUGUCUCUCAAGUCGAGAAAAUGUUGUCAUGAUUAACACACCUGGGCUGUGGGUUUGUUUUUCUUGAAGCUCUGCCAAUGGUGUCAGUUUGUUCUUUCAAAGUGCAACAUAAACAUUCUUGUGGGUUGCCUCUCCCACAUCUCACUUCAUUGGGCUCUUUCAGCACCAUAUGAUAGCUCAACCAUAUCACGCACACAUUUUGUUCUGCCUGAGCUGGAUAGUCAAGUUUGCCAGCCAGGUCACAAUAAGUUGCCUGCUGCAGUCAGAAGAAGUCAUCUGUUCCACUUUGCUGGUUGUGUCGUACUCGGAGGUGAGAAUCAACGCUUAUUUACUCUUUAAAUUCAAGGUCUAAAUUAGGUCAGAAAUAUCAAUGCUCAAUGUGAUAAUUUGACUGUCAUGGUGCAAGAUAGUGCAAGUUGUUAAAAGCUACGGUUCCUGGUGUAGACGCCUUGUUUGCAAGACCUUGAUGCGUGUUUGCACAGAGCUGUUUCUGAUCGGCUGGUUAUCUGUAGAAUAAUCCUCAGUCGUUUCGUCGUGGAUGACUUCUUCAAGAAAGAUAAUAAGCUAUCAAAGACACUAUAAUACUACAUUAGGGAUGGGUAUUGAUAAGAUUUUACUGAUACCAAUGCCAUUAUGGAUUCUUCCUGUGAAUUUUGUGUACAACAUUUUAUUGAGUUUAUAUGUGAAUAAACAUAAAAAUUGGUCACUGGAUCUGGAUACCUCUGGAUAUCUCUGGAUGUGAAUAAAUAUAUCAGUACAUACUCAACAGUUCUUGUUUAAAAAUACAAACACGGGAAAGAUCCUUGAUUUUUCAGACGGGGUUAAAGAUGCUUGGACACACAAAUAGGUAGCCGAAAAUGUUGAGAGCAAGACUAGGUGGUAAGGGUACUUCGUCCACUGCUAAUAUUGUCUAAAAUGGGUUAGUGUUUGUACAGCAUUUGUUCCAUAUGUGUCAAAUAACAUUACAGACUUUGUCAUUGAAAGAGCUGUGCUAAUAUUAACAGGACAGAAAAGAAACAAAACUAACCUCAUCAGUUGGUGGAGUUGCCACCCUUCUCUGAUAGUACAGCAUUGCACAAAUGUACUGAUGACAAAGGGUUGAACCAUUUCUAAUCCAUUCCCAGCAGGAACCAUUUGUCAAUACCCAUCCCUUCUGGCAAUGGACGACUUUUAGAUCUUAUGUUGACUGAACAUGCCAACUACUUUGACGUUAGUUGCAAAACAAGUAUCAAAAUUCAAUCCCAAGGACUUGAGGACUUAGAAAACACUCUGUUCACUGUACUGGAGAAGCUGCAGAUCCUCCACCGAGGAGAAAUGAAUUAAAAAGCUUGCUUAAAAGACAGCUGCUAAAAACUCAGUUAUAUCGGACCUUCAACAAAAGACCGCAACUUCUACAAAGGCAAAAUAUCUGUAAUUCCUCAGGUUUUUUCAUACCACAAUUUUUAUCAAGAAAUAUUUCAUUGUCUGUUUCUAUUCCGAACCUCAGACAGUGCAGCAAUGCCUUCACUGGGUGCGUGUACCAACAUCAUCAACUCACGUAGCAAGAAAGACAGCUAUGGGACCGUUGCUAACCCAGAGGAUGCCUUCAACCAAAAUCCAGAUCAGCUGAAACAUCACCUUCUCAGCCAUAAUGAGAGAUUCAUUGACGGCAUGUUCCCCCCUGAAAGGAGAUCCAUUGGUCAGGUACCAGAACCCUUUCGGAACAAGAUGAUCCAGAUUGUUUGGCUGAGACCAUCGGUGAGUUUUUUGGCAACCAAACAUUAUCUGUUGUCCCAUAUUACUCUGAAAAUGUAUGAAAUAUGUGACAGCAUUAAACCUCUUUUUAAAGCCAGCAGAGUAGUGCAUCAGUGUAAUAACUUGGAUUGGUUACAGUCAUCAGUUUCUGUAUUGUAUAUUAUUCUUUUUGUUCCAGAAAAUUGUUUCCAACCCAUGCUUUGUUAACGAAGGAGUUUCCAGGUUGGACUUUAAGCAAAGUAAUUAUGGUAAGAAAUGUAGUUGGUGAUAUCCAGUUUCUGCAUAAAGUCAUCAGGAUGUAUUACACCGGUGGUUUGGCAUGGCCGUGUUAGUGAUUUGAUUGAUUUGUAAACUUCAAACUGUGUACUUAUCCUUUACCCGCUUAUUACAUAUGUCUGAUCACAAUGUUUUCUGAAUUUAGUUGGAGACUGCUGGUUUCUCGCAGCUAUUGCGACACUGACCCUCCAGCCGGCUAUUUUUAAGCAAGUUGUUCCACUUGAUCAAGGUUUUGGUGACGGCUACUGCGGGCUGUUUCACUUUAGGGUAAUCCCCCCAAAAAACCACAGAGUUAAAAAUGUACACACGGUAUCUUAUUUUGAUUAAUUACACAUCUUAUCUUCCUCUGUUUAUUGAAUUCAGUUCUGGAGAUUUGGCAGAUGGGUGGAUGUUGUCAUCGAUGACAAGCUACCAACCAUCAAUGGGAAACUCAUCUUUGCGCAAUCUAAAAACCCAAAUGAGUUCUGGGCUGCUCUGUUCGAGAAAGCCUAUGCAAAGUAUGGAGCACACAUGAAAUUCACAAUCACAACCUAAGAAUGAGAGUUGUCUUUUUGUUUGGAUAUGUUUCAGUAAUUCUUAAAAUCUCAUGAAACAGACUGUGCGGUUCCUACUUUGACAUGCAAGGUGGAAGUCCUACUGAGGCUCUGAUGGACUUCACUGGUGGCAUUUUCAUGAGUGCCAGGCUGUCCCCAAAACCCCCACCAGAUCUGUGGGAGCUGAUGUUCAAGGCAGCCAAGUCCAACUCAAUGAUGUGCUGUAGUUCAAAACCAGGGGUGAGUACAGAGUUAUCACACAAAUCCAAACUAGCUGGUUCUAUGUUGAGUUCAUUUUUUUAUGUCACAGAUCCCCACAUCAGAUCAUUUGUCACUUACAUGUGUAAAUGCUAUCAUAGACUGUGUUUGCCUGGUUUGGUUUGUAGGGUUUAUGCUAAAACUAAUUAAAAGGGGGAUAUUGUGCAUUUUUUUCAGACUCACAGUUUCUUUUUUUAACCAUAAGAUUUCAAUUUGUAUCUUAAUCUUGUAGAAGACAGCUGGAAACGCCGAACUACCAUGCGGAGUGGUCACAGGUCAUGCCUACGGUAUAACUUCAGUGGAUCAGGUCAGAACUGCAUUUAUUUUACACGCUUUGCAAUAAACAUUGUGCGGUAAUUCAGUAUCAUAAAUGAUGUCCACGGCUCUUUGUUGGUCAGCUGAUAAGCCAAGUGGGAACUGUGAGGCUGGUGCGCAUGUUGAACCCCUGGGGAGAAGGAGAGUGGAAAGGAGACUGGAGUGAUAAGUAAGAACCAGCAUCGAAUAACUGUUUCACAUUACUUUAAUAUCAAGUUUGCUGUUAAAUGGGAUUAUUGUUGCUCCUCAGUCAUUGCUCCAAGUGUUAGUAGAUUCAGACCCGCUAAUCUUAAAUAGCAUCUCAAAGCUGAAAUUGCCACUCAGAGCAACAACGAUCAAGGAAAGGGUAAACACUGACUUUGACACUGUUGACCACCAGUUUCUUUUACAUCGAUUAAAUGAACAUGUGGGCCUCACAGGAAAUGUUCCACUCUUCUACACACCAAGAGGUUUCCAGUGGGGUGCCACAAGGAUCCAUUUUAGUUACUUUUUAAUUUGUACAUGUUACCUCUGGGUGGUGUCAUCAGGAGACACGGCAUCUCUUUUCACAGUUAUGCAGAUGACAUUCAGCUCUAUGUGGCCGUGUCUCCUGAUGACAACAGCCAGUUGGGGUCACUUUUAAAUUGCCUUUUAGAUGUAACAGCCUGGAUGUCACAGAAUUUUCCGCAGCUCAACCAGGACAAAACUGAGGCUCAGAGAGAGAAACUGACCCCCAAAACUCCUCAAAAUAGGUCGUAACCCCAGCCAAGAAGCAUGAAAUCUCAGGGUGGUCUUUGAUGCUGAUUUUAACUUUAAAACUCAUGCUAGGGGGGGUCACUAAAACAGCCUUUUACCAUCUUAAAAACAUUGCAAAAGUACGCCCGUUUCUCUCUCUGAGCCAGACAGAGAGACUAAUGCACGCUUUUAUACCCAGCAGGCUCGACUACUGUAAUGCUCUUGAUGCUCGUCAACAUACGCUAUCUGAAAUAUCAAUCUAAUUUUCACAACUUUUACAUUGACUAAUGCUUGUCAGUCUUCAAACUUACUACAACUUUUCCCUUUAAAUGUUAAAAAAAACCAAUAUUUUCCAUCCUUUUCUUCUGCUUUUUUUUUAAUUUGUCAUUGAACUUUGAAAGGUCCCCUUGCUGGCAAACCGUCAGUCCUCAGGACCGUGAGAAGUGCCUCUGUGUGGCUGAAAAUGGGGAGUUCUGGUAUGUAUGCUCAUUGAAAUCAGACUUGAAUUAAAAUAUGAUCAUGUUUAAAAUUAGGGUUGUAUUAUGUACUUUAGUUGUUAUUCCUUCAAAACCAGAUGUUCAUGUAUUGCAUUGUAUGCCUUAUUCAAGUAACUCAGAUAAUUUAACUUUUAUUCCCAGUUGGAUCAAGUACAGUCAUACGUAAUCAUGGUCUGAAUUUGUAACUGACUUCAACAGGAUGGCCCUGGAAGACCUCUGUAGGCUUUACAGCAGAGUUGACAUCUGCUGCCAGUGUCCUAGCUUCCUCGAUGGGAGCUCUGAAUGUCACUGGAAGACAUCUAUCCAUGAAGGACGAUGGGUCACAGGAUCCACCGCGGGAGGAGCCCAAAACAGCGGUACUUUCAGGAUUUUUGGAUCAACACAAAACUUUCUAAUGUUGAUAUUUUCACUAGGGGUUUGAUACGAUACUGAUAUUGUAGCCUUCUUUAGUAUUAACUGAUACCAAUAUUGAUCUGAUAUUGGUGCAAACUUAUGCAUGACCAGUUUUGCAACAAGGGCUGACAUCUCUCCUACUCCUUGCUACUUUGUUAGUACCUUACUACAAAUUGGGCUCAAUUUUCGUGUCUGCCAGCAGUGCAGCGGAUGGUGACGGACCCGGGCAGUGGUGUUUUCGUCUGGUGGAGCCUGGAGCACAGCCAGUUUGGUAUUUUCAUAGACUGAGGCGCACCAAGGUCCGCCAAGCUGGGCGGGGGGCGCGGUAGGGGGGGUUGUCGACAGAAUCAGCUGGCGCGGUGACAUUUUCGUGCCCGUCGGUGGCGUAGAAAGUGCGCUGAAAGCUCGCCGAUUCAAAGAUGGUCAGCUUUCAGUGCAGGUGGAGCACAGCUGGUCUAGUGGUAUUUUGGAAGACCGACGGCGUAGUGCGCAUACGUCACCGAUGCCUCACUGGCAGGUUUCCACAGUGUCAGGCACAUUUCACUAUAAUAAAUAAUCAAUAACAAGUCAGCACAUACAUUUAGAUCUAUAUAGAUAUAUUCUGAUCUAUAUCUGAUCUGAUGAGCGCGUUUGGCACGCGUUUGGACACACAACCUGACCGAAUCAACACAGCUGAAACCACACUAAAUUAAAUUAAAUAUCUAGUAAAUAAACACACGUGAUGAAGUUAACAAGAUAUGUAAUUCGUCUCCCUCCUUUUCUUUCUUCCUCUUCCUCUUACUUCUCGCGCAGCUCGACCUGGACAUGUCUCUGUGUCCUCUCUCCGUCAAACAAAAAGUCAUGUAUACAUCAACGUUAAUAUAGUGUCUCAUUCCUCCUGAAUUUAGGCAUGUAAAAGUAAAACUCUUCAGUAGAGAUAAAGUUGUCAAUGCCAAAUACAAAUAAUGUCCUGCGGCAGUUAAUUGUUCAAAACAAAACCCUAAGUUAUCGGACAAAAGUCUGGUUUCAUUUUGAUGUGAAUUUGGUCUUUUGCCUUUAAUGCCUUUACUCUCUUCUCAGCUACUUUCUGGACCAAUCCUCAGUAUCGGGUAAAGGUCGAGAAGUUAUCUGAUGAUUGUUCUGCGACGCAAGGUGAAUAUAACAUGCUGGUGUGUCUUAUGCAAAAACCUGACAAGAGGAACAGACGUAUGGUGAAAAAUCUCUUCCUCGGGUUCGUCAUUUAUGAGGUAAAACGAUAUGCUGCUUUUUCUGUUCUUUUGGCUUUAAUUCUGCGAUAAUCUUUUUAAACAGGACCUCGACACAUAUAUAUUAUUAUUUACAUUAUUAUUAUUAUAUUACAUUAUCAUUGUCAACACAUCUAACCAAAGGAACAUUUAUUUUGUUUCCUUUGGGAUCCAAUUUUCCUCCACGUUCUUCAAAGGUGCCCAAAGAAGUAAGUAACAUCUGAAGUAAUCUCCCCUACAUCUACAGUAUAUUUUGCACACAGGUGUAAAUGAUCUCUUUAUGUUUUUACAGUACCAAGGAAAGAAGUUACCAGCCUCUUUCUUCAAGAGACGAUAUAUCGCAGCAGUGGACAAAUACAGAAACAAACGUGAAGUGAUGGCUCGUGUCGCGCUGAAGCCAGGUGAAUACGUGAUCGUGCCGUGCACCAGCGAGCCCGAUGAGACAGCUUCCUUCAUCCUGAUCAUCGUCUCCAAGGUCGAGACCCACGUCGAGUAAGUUCCUCUCAAUUUCUCUCCGUUUGGAUCCCAGUUUCCUGCUUUCAUUUUAUUUUCAGUUGCUUGCAUAGAAAAUGGAGCUAAAAAUUUGAAAGGCGGUAAGGUUAAGGUGAGGAGUUAGCAGUACGAUUUUAGAGCAUGUGUUAGAGAUGGUGGAGAAUGAAUAAAAGUGUGAUCCAAAGACCUGUCGAAAUACUUUGUAAGUUGUCUUUAUAGACCCACUCCGAUGAAAAUGUAUGUUUUUCUUGUUGUUUACGUGUUCAUAUGGGAUUUAUCUGAUGCUACAGGACAUACCAUGAGACAUAUAAACAUGAGAUUGUAUUUCUGAGUAUUUCUGCAUUCAAAUCUCUGCAAAUCUCUGGCAAACCCAAACGGCAGGUUCAGACCAUAGAAUGAAUAUUGAAUGGACGCAGACAGCACCCUCUGGUGACGGGCUGCAGUAUAGGUCAUAAAUCCCGCCUCCUCCAGCAAUCCCUAUGGAGCUGUGGACAAACUUUAUAAAUUAAUGACACAGGAUAUAAAUGUUUCUCCCCCCUGGUUGUGAUGUUGACAUGUAGUUACUGUAAGACUGGUUUGUGCUCAAGUCCUCUUUUUUCUGUACAACUCUGUUUUUAAAACUCUCCCGCUGAAUGUGUACAAUGCUACUGUGCAAUGUUGGUUUCACAAAAUGGUAAAAAAAAAACCACAGAAUUAACGUGAGCUUUUUGGCUUCAAAUCCGUAUACUGGCGGAAGGCAGAACCCAGUUGUCCAUAGUAUAUACAGUCUUUGGCUUAGACACAGUGGGAUUGCACCAGACGAAAAUACCACUGUGUGGGGUCCACCACCCUCCGCCUCACCGCCGGCGGGCAGGAAAAUAGAGCCCCCAGUCUUAACUCGGUUUUUGAAGGUUUGUUGUGUAUUUUCUGAAAUUCAGCUUAAAAACAAAUUACACUCCUGUUGCUGUUGUUGUUUGUCUUUCCUCACAGUGAAGAUUCAUGCGACGACAACUAUGAACGCAUCGAAGGAGAAGAGGUGUGAAAAGAUUACUUACUGGUGCUGAUUAAAUGUUGAAUGCUCUUUACUGAACAUCGACACCUCACUGCACCUUCAGCGUGUCAGUGUAAUAAUUAAACUGUGGAUCUGAAAACCCUCAAUCCUUUGCAGCCAACUCCAGACAAAGAGGAAGAAGAUCAGGAGAACAAGAAGACCUUGGUGCACCAACUGUCUGGCCAGGUAAUUUAUCUUUCUUUAUUUCUCUCUUUAUUAUUUCUACUGAAUGCAGAUGCCACCCCUUAAUUCUUUGGGGUUUCAUCUCUUAUAGAUGCAGGACUGAAAAGGUCAAAAUUAAAAGUUGUUUCUUUCAAACUCGUUAGGUUGGGUGUAUGAUUCUUACGUCUCUCCUCGUUCUUAUUUCUAUAACAGUACGAGGCGACCGACGCUGAUCUGCUCCAGGGGAUCCUGAAUGGCAAACUGCUGAAAGGUUUGCGUUAUGAAAUACCUGCAAGUUGAAUAAGUUUUAUAAGCUAAAAUAUAAACAAGUUGAACCUUAACCAGAGCUACAAUGUUGAAAUCUGAAGGCCAAAUUUAGCAUCUCAUAUUUUUUUGUUGUUGCUUUUUAGGAAACUUGAAAACAGGAGGAUUCAGCAUUGAAGCCUGUCGCAGCAUGGUCGCGCUGCUGGAUGUAUCCUCUUCUCUUUGAAUCACUUUAACAUUGUUUUUAUCUUAUAAUCUCCAACGUUCAAGGAUGCAGAAGAUAACACAAAUACUGUGUUAUCGCCAAUGCUUCUCAUUUCAGGACUUUAAAUUUCAGGACUGUUUUUUUUAAGGUCGUGAAAUUUUUCAUGAGGUUCUGUUUAAACGCCUUGAUAAUCGUUAAAAAAAGACAAAACAAACUGGAAAACUGACCAAUGAGGAAUUUGCUUGUCUGUGGAACAAAGUCAGCAUGUUCCAGGUAAAGAAAAAAAAACGUGUAAAAAAAGUAAAUAUUUGAAAUAUUACGACAGAGUUUUAGGGUCACAUUCAGAAAAAAAACUUUGAGAUGAAAGUCAUAGAUUUAUUAGGAUAAUAUCAUGAUAUUACAAGAUUUAAGUAAUAAAAUACAACUUUUUUCUUGUAAAAGUCUUAAAAAAAAAUCUCACUGUGGCCCUCAUACUCCAUCGUAAAAUUAUUAUUUUUUUAUUUUAAUUGGCUCUAUGAUAAAAGACUCCAGAUAAAAGAUUUCCAUUAUCCGUUUUUUUCAGGACGUUUUCUCACAGGCUGAUGUUUCACAAAAAGGAACGCUCUCACUGAAGGAGCUCCAGAGUGCACUCCAGGCUUCAGGUUCACGACCAGCCUCUCAUUUUUAUAUUUUAGAGAGAGCGUGAUCAUAUUUUAUGGAAGAAGUCAAAUCUGAAUGUUUUUCUCAUGUGGUAAUCUCUUAAACCCGGUAAUGAAUAGUUUGACAGGGUUAUCUUUUCAGGUAGGUAGGUGGGAUAAAAGUUGUCUUUCGUCCAUCCACAGGAAAGAAGAUCAGCGAUGAUAUUUUUAACAUACUGGCUCUGCGUUACGUCUCCUCCUCGGGACAGAUGACGCUGGAGACUUUUAUCUGUAUGGCCCUCAGACUCGACUACAUGAUCCGUAAGUGAAGUUAGUUUAAGAAUAUUGAUCAACUCAGUCUUAUUACCUGAGAAAAAAAUGUUGUUUUUAUCAAAAAUAGACAAUCAGAAUAACGUUGCAUUAAAGUCAUGGUUGACGAUCAGAGAGAUUGGUAACUAUUAUGAACCUCGUUUCUAUGGCGAUCAUGGUCCUGUAGUGUGAUCUCCACAAAGUUAAGAGAUAAAAGAUCGGAAAAAAUCCGUUCACCCUAGCAGGUGCUGGGCUGCAAAAACAUUGACCAAUGGGAGCCAUCCGUCCCAGACAGCUCCUAUUGGUCAAUCUCCUGCUCCGCCUCUCUAUCCAAUCAACUCGCUGUAUUCGACACACCCUUCUCCCGUAGUUGCGACUCGGAGAGAAGAGAGGUGUGUGUGUGGGGGGUGGGAUGCUUUUUUCAAAUCUGCCUCAACAGCUCAGUUUUUUUCAACCCGCCCCUCCAAUCGCCAACCAUGACUUUAAUGUAAGAAUUUGAUCAUGAUAUAAGGAUAAUAAAACUGUAUAUAUAUAUUGAAAAAAAAGAGCUAUUAUACUUGACAUAACUCAUGGACAUGGAUGGAGAUGACCUUCACUAAGUACCUUCUUUAUUUUUCUUGUUUUUAACAGAGGUCUUCCGCCAACUGAGAAAAGGGAUGACUCUGACUCUUCGUAAAAGAGACGUAAUAAACUGAGCUUGAUUUCAUGUCUAUGAUUUUGUUAGCCACAUGAGAACUUUACCUUUAAGUCCUUAUUUAGAGUUGCAGUUUGACGUAAAAUGUCCGACCAUCAAGACAUGUUUAUAAUCGAUUCCUCUUUUCUUUUCAGUGGCUGUACCUUUCCAUGUACAGCUGAGGUGCAGAGGAGACGAUCAGCAGGACUUUCAGCAGGAGCUGUUAAACUAUCUCUACUUUACCUGUCUUAUGGGGACAAAUCCUGUGUCCAUAUCUUGCUCUCUUUAUGUGUCUCUUUUCAUUUUAGCAAAUCAUUUACUGACCAUGUUUUUUCCCAGUUUGCUUCAAAUGAGCAUGUUGUCAGGUGAAUUAUUAAUAACGGUGUGUACUGUGUUAAAUGUGAUGGGUUUUAAUAGAAGUGGGUUUUGCGACAGCUGAUGGUUAUCGUGACCUUCCCUAAAAUCGGAGGCGUAUUGUUCAGGCUUUAAGCUGCUAGCUUCCCCUCACCGCUGAAACUCAAAUCUGA